Schistosoma haematobium is the source of this 11570-nucleotide messenger RNA. RefSeq names its product Exocyst complex component 1, variant 2. The coding region runs from base 1881 to 3326 and encodes 481 amino acids. Gene Ontology annotation, molecular function: phosphatidylinositol-4,5-bisphosphate binding. Gene Ontology annotation, cellular component: exocyst; plasma membrane. The record is from RefSeq and is a predicted model, not a curated record. Lineage: Eukaryota; Metazoa; Platyhelminthes; Trematoda; Strigeidida; Schistosomatidae. The transcript is spliced from 10 exons. Gene Ontology annotation, biological process: Golgi to plasma membrane transport; exocytosis.
AUUCAAAACGGCAUAUUUAUUGUAUCAAACAAUGAAUAUUUGUUUGAAUUUAUUGACAAAUUUGCGGAAAUUUGUUUUAUAUUUCGUAGCGCCAAACUGGUUGAUAGUGUAGUGCGUUGAACUGAGUUCUGGUUUCGCUUGAUUGCAUUUGUUAAUAAGUGUAAGCGCAUGGUGUGCACUUGCUGGGUCGUGCAUUCGACUUCUUUCCGACUGGACGCGAUCCGCUACGUCUGAGAUCUUAGUUUGUUCGGCACGAAUUUAUCGGCUACAAUGUCCGAAAAUCACUCUAAUCAACUCUCACGAUUAUUUUACCCUAUAAAUGAACGUGUCGGUUUGUCGAUUGGUGUUAUAUCUGGACACCAAAGCAAGCACAAACGGAAACAUUUAGUUUUUACAAGUAAUUAGUGCAGAUCAUUAACAAUAUCUUAGUUUCACUAACGAAGCCUACGAGCAUUCAGGUCUAUCUGGUCAAGAUUACGGAUAAAAAUGAAAUUAAGAAAGUGCAAGUAUGCAACGCGAAGAAUCUGAAAAAAAUUGACUGCAGAGAUACAAAAACUCAACCUAGCUAUGAAUUACAAAUCAUUACAGAAAAUAAGAUAUGGGUAUUUAAUGCUUUGAAAUUAGAAGAAAAAAGACAUUUUGUCAGUUCAUUUUGUCGUACGCUUGCAACACUUCUACCACAUGUGAUCAAAGAUAUAGAAUUAGUCAAUUUCCCACAAGAUAUAAAUAUUUCUCCACUUAGUCAACAUGAAACAUUGGAUGCUUUGCUUAAUCCUGAAUAUAUGUCAACGGUUGGUACCGGUGGCGAUGAGGAUAAUGUUGACGGUGAUGAAAAAUCAGUUGAUAAAGAUAAGUCGGAUGUCAAUGCACCGGUCACUGAUUCAUACCGUUCAUUGACAAAACGUGAAGAAGAUGAUAUACGACAAUUUCUAGAUGAACUUGAUGAAGAAUCAACACUCUUAAAUGCUGCUCAACUAACAGAACGUUUACAAGAACAGUUGGCUCACAUUGAAGGUGUAAGAUGAUUUACGUUUGGUCUUUGGAUUUUCCCUUUUUAUUUCUAAGAAUAAUUUAUUUAGUAGUAUAUUGUUAUGAAUUUAAUCAAGUUCGCGAUACAAUCUAACGUCAAUUGAGGAUUGUUUUUUGGCUAUCUCAGUAGUGUGUAUUUAUAGUGCUUCUCACAAAAUUUAUAUAGAUGGUAUUUGGUCUGGUUUUAUGUAAAGUCGUUAGUUUUUAAGUUGAUUGAUGAGAUCAAUUUACGCAUAGUAAAAGCCAGAUAGGUUCAUUUCUGAUUUUUACCAAUAAUAAACAAUAAUAAUAACUCAUUGGUAUUGAUUGUUUUAAUCUUCCCACUUGUAUUUAGGACUGUAACAAUUCAGUCUCUUUUAGCUUAUGUGCAUCCUAUGCAAAUUGCUUCGAUAUUGCGAUCGAAUCGCAAGUGUUUUUGGGCAGAGUUGGAUGGUGGUUCAUAAUGGAAUCGAGAAUAUGCCUUCCGCUUCAUUUAAGACUCAUCAUCUGGAUGUAUCUACAUCCCAUAAAAAUUCACCCUAUUAGACAAGGUCGUAGAUAUGUGGACUUAGUAGAUAAGUGGACAUCGUGAUGGUGUUGGGUGCAGAUGUUACUGGGUUCGAGCUGUUGAGUAGACAUCAACUCUUGGAUGUAAGUAUAUCGAACUGACAAGUUCCAAAUAGGACAAAACGAGUGUCUUGGUUUCCACUGCUAGCCAUCAUCUACCUCUGCUGGUAUUAUUAUUAUUAUUGGUAAUAAUAAGGAUUUAAUUGUCUAGUUGUUACUAUUUAUGACUGAACUGUUCAUUUGUUCAUACACUGUAUAUGUUGUUCAUAUGUUUUCUUUUCCAAUAGACAAAUGUUCAUUCAAUUAUGUCGUCUGAAUCUCAAGUAUUAAGUCUUAUGACAACAUUGGACAGUGCUAUUGAACGAGCUGAAUUAUUAGAGAAACAAUUAAAUAUUUAUUAUAGUUUUUUAGAGGAAGUUGAAGAUGCAAUGUCUACCCUACGUGAUCAUGAUCAAUUAAUCCAAACUACAGUAGAUAAUCGCGCAAAUUUAUUAAAUGUACUUGAACAACUAGUUGAUCGGUUAGAUGUUGAUCCAAAAUACUUCCAUGUAUUAAUGAAAGGUGAUUUAAGUACAUCUGAUGGUAUUGCACGUUGUAUCGAAGCUGCUGGAUAUUUGGAUCGUUUGCUGAAUUCAGAAUUUAAAGAAGGUGAAGAACAUCUUCAAGCUGUAGAUGAACGUAUGCAAGAAUUGAGAAAUUUACGUGAUUCAUUUGCCACAAAAUUAUCAGGUUUUGUAAAUGAUGCAAUGUUACGUUACGCCAGUCAAUUAGGAUUUGUUGUUAACACAGGGAUUAGUAUGCCUUCAUCAGAUACAAUGUCAACAAUAUCAAAUAAUCAAUCUGGUAUUGGCGGUGGUGGCGGAGGAAAUAGGAAAACAUCAAUGAUGAUUACAAGUUCUUUUCGUGUUGCAUCUGAUUUAUAUGCUGUUCAAAGAACUGACUUGCUUCAACUAACUCCACUAGUUGGUAACUGGUUACAAGCUAAUAGAAAAGAUUUAUAUAUUGGAAUUAAAAGGAUGUAUAUUGAAAAAUCACAAAAUUUUUUUAAACGACAAAUACAAGAAGUAUUAAAGUGUACACAAGACUCCGUUGCUAAUCUUGUCCGACCUGGGAAAUCUAAAGAAAUUCAACGUUUAGAGAAUAUACCAUCAGAUGUUGGAAGUGUUAUGUCAUUACAUAAUUUAGAUUCAAAUCUUUUAACUCAAGUUGAAUCGAUCUUUGAUAGUUGUUUCGAUAAAAUUCUAACCCUAAUUCGUACAGAACAAGCAUUUUUAAAUCAGUUCUUCGGUUUUCAUUUGAAUGCAUCACAAAUUGAAAAGUCACAUAAUACUGUUAUGUAUAAAAAUUAUAAAGGUGAUGAAUUAUCUACUUUAUUCGAUUGUAUGGUUCAUUUAUUCGAUAGUGUUGAACAAGAUGUUUUAAAUUUAAUCACUCAUUGUGAACAAUUACAAGCUAUAUUGAUUAUGCCAUUGUUAAUUACAAUUUCACGUAUCACAGAAAAUGAAAUUACAUCAACAUCAUCAUCAUCAUUAUCAUCACCUUCACAACAAACCACAACAACCAAUUUGGAUAAUUCUAAUUCUAGUAAUGGGAUUGGCAAUACUAGUCAACUACAAUUAGAAUCACAAGAUUCUGAUAAAAUUCCAAUGACAUAUAUUGCAAAUUUUUUAUCACGACUUACUAUUGAAACAAAACGAGCUUUUAAUCGUCUUGUUGUAAGUGAUAAUUCUCUGAACAAAAAAAUUUACUGACAAUAUUGUUGCCUGUUUUUUUUUGUUGUUGUUGAUUCAAUAUUGAUUAACUGAAAAAGUCAUAUAGAGAUCCUAUUUUUCCGAUUCUGAACGUGCUUGUUGGUGAUCCCUGAUGAAAAAUUUGAAAUUAAAGACGAAACAGCUAUCUAAUUCUCAUAAUUUGUUCUUUUCCAAGUUGAUAUCAAUCUAUAACGAUUGAUUGUUUUCAGAUUCAGGGAAAUAUCUUAAACCUUGACCUAAAAGUAUAGAGUUGUCAAUAAGAGCUCACUCAGAUAUUGACCCAUAGGUUUUAGGUUUGAUCUCUACUUCACUUCAACCAUAGUUUUUACUUUAACUCUGUGAUCGAAACUACCUAUCUCUCUGGUCACAGUUUCUUAUUAGAACUGCGGGAAUUACCUUUUCAAAGUAAUCGCUAGUGUGCACAUGAUUAUUACUAUAAAGAAAGUUUGUGAGGACAGUUGAAUUCUAUGACUAACAUUACAAACCAAUCUAAGUUGAACAACGAGUAAAAAUCAGGAUCGAUUGAAAAGUUGUUCUAUCCUAGUAUGAGACUUUCCACCGGUACAAAUUCACAUCACCAGGGAUCGGACCUUUUGUUCUCUAGAAUUGGAGCUGUGAUUCAGUCAUUCAGGUAAAAAAAACCUUGAGUGGAUACAUAUUUAAACUAUGUGUUACGAUUCACUUGAUAUUAUUUUACUUGAAUCUUCGCAUUGAUAUUUAGGACUGUGAUAAUCAGUCACUAUCCAUCUUUGCUUAUAAUGCUUGUAAAUUAAGGCAAUUUCGAGGCAUACGCACAGUAUGCAUAUAUGCCAAUCAAAGACUGAUCAAUUUCAGUCCUAAAACAUCAAUGGGAAGAUUCAAGUAAAACAAUAUCAAGUGAAUUAAACUUCACCACAUUGCACAAGCAAGUGACUAUCAGGAUUCAGUAGCUGAGUGGAUAACGCAAUUGCGUUUGAAGCGAACGGUACUGAGUUCGAGUCCCAGAGUGAACAUCAACUCAGAUGCAGGUGCGUCCAACUGACGAGUCCCAAGCAGGACGAGACGCGCGUCCUGGUUUCCACUGCUAGCCACUAUCCAUCUUUGCUUAUUAUGAGGUACGAUUUUUUAGUGAUUAGAGAACGUGACUUGCAAUCAUCGAAUUUUAACCAUACUCUGAACAUUAGUUCAAACUGUCAGGUAUUAUUUAUGUAUGGUAUAAAUAGUAAGUAAACCUAUUCAUUUUAUAUAUGUUAUCAUAUCAUUUGCAUUUUUUAAAAUUCUUCAUCAGGAGCGUCUAAUUAUUUCAUUUAAAACAAGCAAACCGUGUAAAAAAGUACGAUGUGGUGUAUUAUCAAUGGUUCGCACUUAUAUUGAAUUCGCUGAAUGUUCAAUGACUGUAUUUGCUAAGAGUUCACGUUUAGUUGAUCUAGAACGUGCCCAUAGAGAAUUAGUACGAUGUUUAAUGACUGAAAUUGAUCGAGUUGCAUCAAGAAGUGUGAAAACUCCCGGUGAAGUUGUCCAGUUAGAAAAUUAUCAUCGUCUUUGUGAUAUUCUUCGACGUUUAAAAAUGUCCAGCUUAGAUGAUUAUCGUCAAGAUGCUAAGAAUCGUUAUACUUUAGCUUUACAAGAAUAUACAAAAACAUGUAUGGGUCGUCCAUUGGAGAAAUUAGCAGUAAGUUCAUUUGAUUUUCUUUUCUUUAUUUAUUAUUGUUUAUGAAGUGCAUUAUCCUCUCCUUUUACAUAUGAGAUCAACCAAAGUGAAUGGAAUUCUUUAAUAGCCACCAUUUUGAUUUCUUGAAUCUCGCAUGUACUAUCGAGUCAAAUACUAUGAAACUAAUACCCCUGAAUAGCUGACUUUCAUGGAUAUGGUAAGAAUUCCGUUAAUACCUAUGUUUUGUCCUUAUAUCAUCAUUGGUUGGAGCAGGAUUAAACUUUUGGCUUUCUUUGUAUUCUUGAUAUUGGGUGACGUAUCUAUGUACAAUGUAUUUUGAUACACAGUACUGUUGAUCCCUGAAUUGACUUACUUCCAGUUGACACAAUAAAUAUCUAUUUCUUAAUACUGUACAAAAUUCUCUCGAUAUUACUCUGUGAACGUGCAUUAUUUAAAUAAUCAUUAGUCAGGAUUUAGCUAUGAUUACUCAGUACUUGAAUGUGGAGCUAGGGAGGUAUUUGUUAACAAGUCAUUGAAUUUCGAUGAUUUUGGAAUGAAGGCCUACAGCCAGUUGCGACUUCCGUGUUGUGUAUACUGUAAAAGAGGUUUUUCGGUGCAAACUGAAAAGGAAAAUUGUAUGGGGCAGAAACCUGGAGAACUACAAAAGCCAUCAUCCAGAAAAUACAAGUGUUUAUUAACAAUUGUCUAUACAAAAUACUUCGGAUUCUUUGGUCGGACAAUGUUAGCAACAACGUACUGUGGGAGAGAACAAACCAGAUCCCAGCGGAGGAAAAAAUCAUGGAGAAGCGCUGGAAGUGGAUAGGACACACAUUGCGGGGAGCACCCAACUGCGUCACAAGACAAGCCCUCACAUGGAAUCCUCAAGGCCAUUGGGGGUGAAGGGGAAGACCAAAGAACACAUUACGCCGGGAAAUGGAGAUAGACAUGAGAAAAAUGAACAAGAAUCGGAUGGAAUUAGAAAAGAAGGCCCAGGACAGAGUGGGUUGGAGAAUGCUGGUGUGCGGUCUAUGCUCCAUUAGGAGUAACAGGCGUAAGUAAAUAAGUAAGAAAAGGAAAAUAGAUUUUUGUUCAUGCAUUUUUCGAUCAACCAUAGGAUCCAAAAGAUUGUUUGGCGAGGCUCUAAUUUAUGGACGAGAUGAUGUCAGUUCAUGAUGAAAACCCCAUAUAUAAAUCCCAAUCGAGGCAAAUUCUGACAAUGAUCAUGAACUAGAUCAUAAAAGUACCAGUAACACUGGCUACAGCUAGGUACUACAAUAUAUACGGAUGUUUGGAGAGCGCACAGACUCCUACAUGGGCUUGGUUAUGUGCAUCAUGUCGUUAUCCACAAGGAGCAUUUUGUGUACUCAGCAACCGAAGUGCACAUAAACAAUAUUGAAACUAUGUGGUCGAGGCUGAAAGAGUUUUUGAGACUUUAUCAUGGCCCCGGAUGCCGAGUAUUCUGUAGCCGUAUGGAUGAUUUCCUCUAUUGCAUGCAUUAGGAUUCUAGAACCUCUGAACCUCUUCCUAAUCUUGAAAAGUUUUUGAACCACAUAUAAGAAUUGUAUCCACUUUAUUUCCUUGGUUUUGUAUAAUAUAUUUUUACUCUAUACAGACUGUUUGCUGACUGGCUAAUAUCUCUCAAGGUCACUUAAGAGUCGUUCAAAAGUCGUCCAUAAAUUAGACUCUUGCCGAUUGUUUACUUAUGACCAGUCACACACGACCGUUUUGUGGAUACUUUUUUAUUAUGUUUGUUCUGUAAAGCUUUAAAGGUUAUUAUCAGAAAUGUUAAUUUAUUGUACCAUCUCUGCAAAGCUUGGAUAGCCAAAUAUAAUCAAACGUAGAUAGUCGCCAAGAAUCCCUACAUCGAAGGGCUCAAGUUUUAAAAACUUAGAGUGAAACUGUUGCUAGCGUUAUCGUUACAAACCAGACAUCUUACAGCCACAUUGACAUCAGUUUGUCAUUGUGUGUAGAUUGAUUUCAUUCACCACCACCACAAGGACUAACACAACUAUUCAGAUACUCGAAGCUUUCAAAUACAGGUCUUGAUAGAGUACAAUUCAUUAAGAAGGUGUUGAGAGGAAGUAUUCCAGUUAAUAUAAUUCCAUUCAGUCUUCAUCAUUGAUAACUGCGAUCGCCAUAGUAUCAAGCUGGCAGCUACAGUCGUGGUACCGGAGCACCAUCAGACUCAAGUAAACAAUUACAAAUUAUAACAAUCAUUGAUAAAUUCAGUUUGAUUUGAGUGUAAAUGCCUUUUUUGCAAUCGAUUUCAUCUAAAGGUUGAUAUGCCAAUAAGAUCAUAGUUCAUGACCAUUAGACUACACAAAUUAUUGGUGUAAGACACGUAUUAAUAUUUUUGAACUUGUCAUGUUGGAACGAAAAAUUAUCUUGUUUCAUCAUUAUUCAUGUGAGGUGGUCAAAUAUGUAGGCCACUUGUUCUUCUAUACACGUAAAAAUUGAUAUUUCUUGUUUGCUGAGUUAGAUAGUCUAGUUGUGAAAUUUUCGUUGUCUUUCUAAACAACGUUUUUAGCACACAGUUCAAUAAGAAAUGAUUUAUUAGGAUUGUCAGCAUCGAUUUAUGUGGAGACUAUAGAGUUUCUGUAGCUUUUAAACUAUGAGGUGAUAUGAGACCAUUUCGGAAACCUGAAAGCAUCAAGUGUCGUUUCAUCCUAUCACAUGGCUCGUCAGCAGUGUGCAUUGACAACCCUUCAUCCGCGUAUCGAACUCCAAACUUUCAUUCUUGUUCGACAUGCAACCGUAUUUAGUGUGUAACUUCAUUCAUGUAUGCACAAUACUGAGAAGUCCCAUACUAGGAUAAAACCGCCGUCUAACGCUUCUAAGUUUUCAAUACUCAUCUAAUUAAGAUCAGCUCGUGCUGUAUUCGAAUUUUUCAGCACUGUCCCAAUCGAACUCAUAUUCGUAGUUGUCUACAUUAGCUGAUAAGAUUCCAUGUCAGUAAAAUAAGCUUUUGCUCAUUUGUGGAGAGUCUAACAGCUUACUUCUCUUUCAAAUACUUCUUGAUCAUGUUGUCUAUGAAGAGAAUAUUAGAAACUUCACGACUUAUUGAUCCAGUACAAAGAACACAACAUCUCCAAAAUCCUUUUACUGGGCCAUAAAUAUUCUUUAUUAGCAUUAUUUCUAUUUAAGUAUUACUUUAUUUACUUAUUAUUCAUUGUUGUUUUUAUACAUUAUAUUCCAUUUUUUCUAUACAUCAUUUUAAAGAGCUUUUUUGAAAAUGUUCAAAGUGCUUUGGAUGCUGGUGUACGAUCUGAAGUGGUUAGUUAUCAAUUUGCUUUUAGUAAACAAGAAUUACGUAAAGUUAUCAAAGAAUAUCCUGGAAAAGAGGUAUGUAAAUAAUGAGAAAAAAAACCCAGAAAUAACUCGUUGAAAAUAUGAACAACGUUUGUGUGUGUAUGUGUUUCUUUGAUAGAAAGUAUUUUAAUUUUUUAUAUACGUAUAAUGUUUGCCCCGACGUGCAAUGUUUUAUGGUGUAGGAGUAGGUUGGAAGAAAGCUAGGGGCGGCCAGACCAAAACAUGGCACAAAUCCAUAAAGUCACUGACAAGUAGACUGGACCAUGUUGGCAGGUGUAGACUACCUGAUUGGGAUCUGUGAGACAAUAGCAACUUAUGGCUAAAGACCUUGAAUGACACGGUUCAUAAUCGUUUACAAUGACUCAGGUGUAUCCACUCUUUGUGUUCACCCGAAUUCUAAUCUUCUAAAUUCUUCAUGUCCCUUUCUUUUCUCCCUCCAAAUUUAUUUCACUGUAUUAUACUCCUUGAAUAACAUCUUCAAACCUUAAUCUUUCCGAUUACUGCUUAUACUCUUGCCGCCUCUACCACUAUGGGAUUUGAAUUGACAAUUGUAUCUUUGUGCUAAUGUGAUAUGGCAACUUGAACUGAUGUAUGUACGUACGAAUUUCUACGUUGUUGACUGACUGACUGAAUUAUCAGUUAAGAUUUCUAUUGGACUAUUAGCAAGUGCAUAAAAUUAGAUGAUCAGAGAUGUUUACUAGAAAUAGUCUGACAUAAUGAAGAUCUGUUUGAAGUAUGUGUGUUUUUAACCGAGCCCAAUUAUUUGUGAAGUUUUCAUUGUCACUAUAGAUAUCAUCAUCAGUUCAAUGUUGAUUGGGAACUUUUAGUAUGAGAAAAACUUUCUCUUCUAAUCAUUUUUUUCUCUCUCUCCCGUCUCUUUAUUUGAUAUGAUAACAGAUUGAUCAUAAUUUUCAUCAUAUAAUUAUAUAAGAGUAUAAAUUAUUCACUUAUAAAGGGGGUUUGCUAUUCGCUUUUUUGUCAAGUUCAUAAAAUAAGUGUUAGUAUCUAGAAUUACCUACUUAAGAUGGUUGUUUGGUUAUAAGACUAGUCAGAGAUGUUCUAACCGCGAAUAGAGCCUCAGUAUUCCAAUUGGUUGAAUUAGAACUCUAAUCGGAUGAGCUCAAGUGUGUUAAAUUCCUAUCAGGUGGAGUCAGCUCACUGUGUUUUUGAAUUGUCAGAGCCUUGUGUCGAAAUUUUUAAGUUACCUAUUUUUCAACUGUGUGAAUCUUGCACUAAACUUGCUUGUUCCAGAUUUAUUUGUAAUAAGUAAUUAAUAAUCAUAACUAUGUGUGUGCAUACGACUAGAAUUUCUUUCGAUGUUAAACACUGGAAAUCUUGAGUUGAAAACUACACUUUUUGACAAAUUUUUUGUCAUUUGUUUACCGUUUAAAAGAAUCGAGAGACGAAUGCAAUCGAUUUCAUGCCCCCAAAUGCCCUGGUACAACCGAGGGUGGGGAGAGUCAGCUCUCCCUCUCAAAAUGCUCUCACAUGGACAUGUGCAUACAACCACUGCCAGGGAAGUCCUACUCACUGCCUUGUGGCGACGGUGUUGUUUACGAAAAUGAGAGGACGAAAAGCGAUUAUCCGGCGCUUUAAUCGGGUUGGUGAACAUGGAGAAUUUACCUAGGGGAGUUGGAAUACACUGAUUCCAAACCAAUGAUGCACAUGGGCUCCAGUAUCCUGAAGCAACAAAUCUCAUAUGAACCAAUCGUUGGUCACCGACUGCCAUGGGUCUGCAUCUCCUGAUAUUGCUCUACUGCCUUAUGGAUCAGACCCUUAGGUUAAAGACUCUAGGUGUGGCCCCUAAGAAAACCACCUUUUUUAGCUUGGGCAUCUGGGAAGUAUCCAAGCCCUCACACAUGAAUCGAAUGAUUUAUGUUGCAUAUCUGUUUAGUGCCUCCUUGUACCAAUAUUCUUGUGUUCAAUUAAAUAAAUAAUAAAUUCAGUCAUAUAAUGAAUCAAAAACAAAACAAACAAAAUAGUUGUAUCAUUUGAACUGUUAGUAAACUUUAACCGUUUUUAUGAGAUAUUCAUUACAUUAUUGCCUAAUAAAAUGGUAAUAAAUGCUGUGAAUUCUUUUAUUUUGAUGAAUAAACGUGUUAUAAUACUAAUAAAAUAAGAUUUAGCACGUCAUAUCAGCACAGAAUAGAUCACAUGUGAAUAAGUUCGUUGAUUAACUUUCAUAAUUUUAGAUUCUCCGGUUCAUAUGUAAAAGUAUCUGAUUAAUAUGAAUGAUAUUAUUUCUUCAUUGAUUCAUCAUAAAUAAUAUCAUUUAAGAAGAUAGAAAUAUGCUGUAUUUUCUUCAUACUAUUAAAUCAUUAUUUAUUUGAACAUAUAAAUAUUGCUACAAAGGGGCACCGAAUACAUAUGCACCACACAAGUUACUUGAUUUGUGUGUGUGUGUGCGCCCAAAUCGAAGCAGGUGGUUUUCUUAGACAUCCAUACCUCGAGCCUUCGACCUAAAGGUCUGAUGCACAAGGCAAUAGAGCAACGUUAAGAGAUACAGUUCCAUGAUAGCCAGUGACCAAUAAGUGGUUCAUAUGCUAUUUGUUCCUUCAGGAUACUAGAGUCCAUGUGCACAAUUCGUUUGAAAUGACAGUUUACCAACUCCUCUAUAUGGAUCUUCCAUGUCCACCAACUCGGUUAUAGCGCUGUACAUUCAUUUCUCGUCCUCUCAAUUUUGUAAACAACAUCCUCAUUACGAUAAGUCAGUGGCUAUAUACGCGUUAUCCAUGUGAGGUCAUUUUGAGAGGGAGAAAUGACUCUCCCCACCCUCGAUCAUACCAGGCAUUUAUUGAUAAUUACAUAAGUCCCAAUUAAUGUGAAAUAUCUAAUUGAAUAAUAUUACAUGACCUUGUAUAAAUAAAACAUUGAAGUAUGCUUUUCUUUCUCUCUCUCUUUAUUUCAAUUGUCCUCUUUUGAUCGCAUAAAAUUUAAGGUAAAACAUGGUCUGGAAAGUUUAUGUAAAAAAGUUGAAAAACAUUUAUCUGAUGAAGAAAAUUUGUUCCCUGUAAGUAUAUAUAUGUCUGUGUAUUUUCUAUUUAUAAUUCCCAUAGCCUAUAAUUUCUAUCAUCAUAUGUGAUAGUUAAGGUGUAUCCGUUUGUGUGUGUAUGUGCGUAAAAUAGAGAAACAAAAGUUAACAAAUUUACUAACUAGACCACCAUGGAAAACCUGGAAGCACUGGACGGCCGUUUCGUCCUGGUAUGGGACUCCCCAGCAGUACGCAUCCAUGACCCCGCAUCUCGCGGGAUUCGAACCCAGGACCUACUGGCUUCGCGUGCGAGCACUUAACCAUUAGACCAUUG